Molecule: messenger RNA, 459 nt
Organism: Tauraco erythrolophus (red-crested turaco)
Lineage: Eukaryota; Metazoa; Chordata; Aves; Musophagiformes; Musophagidae
Gene: SNORC
Product: secondary ossification center associated regulator of chondrocyte maturation
Biological process (GO): cartilage development
Cellular component (GO): cell periphery
Source: RefSeq, a predicted model, not a curated record
AUGCCGGCCUCGCCUGGCGAAGGAGGCUCUCCUGGAAGGCUCUUACCAGGUUUUAACGGGCAGUUCUGCCAGCGGAGACCACAGGCGGCUCCUAGUCCACCUCCAGUCCUUCGCCUGGUCCUGCUAACGCUGUGCGGCAUCCUGGUCCCUGCUGUGCUGGCAGCAGAGUACCCGCAGGGCCCGGUCCCCACCCUCUGGAACGAGCCGCCCGAGCUGCCCUCUGGAGCCGGCCCCUUCGAUGCCGCCACCACCACAGCCCGGCUCUCAGAUGCCACCGCCUUCCCCCCAUACACCUCCGAGCUGGAGCCCGAGGACACCACCCACCUGCACCGGCUGGACACCGGGAAUGGCUCGCUGGGGCCCGGAGCGAUCGGAGCCAUUGUCAUCGCCUCCCUCCUGGGUACGUCUGUGCUUGUGGCCUUGGUCGUCAUCACGCUGAGAAAGUUCUCGGCCUCCUGA